ACCGAUAUUCUUGAUAUAAUUGCGGGAGUUUGGAAAACAUAAUCAGGCUAGUAAACAACAUAAACAGCUACAAAAUAUUCCCUUAAAAGUCUGUGACGUGCUACUAUACCAGUUGACAUCUCGAUGGAAAAUUCACCAAGCAAGCAAUGGACCAAACCCUCCCACGUUAUGAAGGUGCGGAUGAAGCGAAAUCGCCGAAGCACCAGCGAUCUGACUUCGAAAUCCUUGAUGUCCGACCAGUCGCUGGUCAAUGCUGGGUCGCAUUCGGCCAGACCAGGGGAGGGCCGGAGUGGGAAGAGGCGGAAUCCAUUCGGUAGCGGGGGUGGCAGCAAUAUCAUGAGAAGGAGAAUUCAAAGUGAAGUUAUUGGAGGGCAGAAGGAGCUUGAUGCAAAGGAACAUGGGAGAAAUCAUCAGAAGCUCUUCACUGCACUUGAUUCACAGCAAGAUGAGGUAUUUGAUGUGGAGGCAUGUCAGAGACUGACCAAGGCUAUAAAAGCUAUACAAGCAGAGGAAGAAAAGAAGCUGCCAAAAUCCUCAAAAGAGCCGACUGAGAAAACAUUGAUUGAAUCCCUUGCUAGAGGUAAACCUGACCUAUCACCGGACUGGUGUCUCAGAACUCGCGUUCGCUUUACGUCACAAAGCUCGUUCAGCUGGUGCCAACCGAUACGAAUGAAGGAGGAGGCCAGGGGGCUAUGCUCAUUUGUACAGGGUGACAAUGGUCCUGACACUGAGGAGGAAAAGCCUGUUGAUGAGUCUAGUUGGAGGAGUGACCUACAGCAGGCUACUAUGUGUUGGAUGCAUCCUGAUCUACCAUGGCUGAGCCUCUUCCCGAGGAUUGUACCAGAACCAAAAAAGUUCAAGCAAUCAAUCGCCACCAAGGAGCCAGCUAUAGCUACUGCCUUGAUGACAAAUUGGUCAGAGAGUUUCCGAUCUGUAUUCCACCUGCUGCGGUCGGGUCAUUGCCCGUAUUUCUAUCUGUGUACGCAUCACUUCACUGUACUGUUCAGAGCAGCUGGUGUCGGUGCCACGCCCACUAUGCAUGCUCUCAUGACCCCAACCACUAGAGGGCUUAGAGAGGCAUUAAAAACUGAAGGAAUCAGUUAUUCCAUGCCUCUACAUCAAGAAGUUCCAUCUCCACCGCAGUCAAAGCCAACUACAUCCACUGCAGAUCAACAAAGCAAACUUGAGGGAGAAAGCUGUCCUGAUGGAGAGACUGAUGAGCUCUCUGAGCCCAACCACGAAGAAGGUCAGAUAAAAGAAGAGCCAACAGAGGAAGAGGAGGAGGAAGAGGAAGACAUCCUUCGAAGCCCUACCAAGGCAUCGUCAUGGUUACAGAGCAUUGGUCUUGAUAAGACUAACUUUCCAUCACUAGAACCUACCAGAGUCAAAUUCCAAUCUGACCAGCUGCUUAAGCUGGACAAUCGGCCACAAUCUCUGGUUCUUGUGGAAGGACUGGACACCCAAGCCUUGUACAACUUCCUCCUGAAUAGCCGGACAGUGCUGACCAGUGUAGGUCCGCUAGCCGACAUACCCCCAACCAUCCUCUCACCUCUACCCUUCAAAGGGGCUACCCUCCACAGCUGUAAGUUGAAAUCAGGCACUCUGAAGCAACAAACCAACCAAUCACUGGUAGAGCUCAGUAGUCUAGAGGUCACAGGCCCCAUCAUGCCACACAACAUCCACAUCCUCUGCAAUCUCCUCCGUAGGACGCAAGAUGGCGCUUUCCAGAUGGCCCUCAGCAAUCACGAAGCAACGUCGCCGUUCACGAGCUGUUCACAUUCCAUGAACGAGAAGGGAGGGACGGACACACGGGACAAUGAGAAAUUGAAUGCAUUGAGAAUGAACUGUGGACUAUCUAAGAGUCAGGCAGAAUAUUUGACAAGCAUGUGUACUGUGAAUCUACCAGGCAAGGAAGUAUUGUGCAAAGAUGGCUUAUUCUUAUAAUUGUGGUCAAGUCUACAUAUUCGACUUUAUAUUUAUAAAGUCCUUAAAUUGCAUAACGUCGGUGGGCUGUUGAAACCUAUUAUUUCAAAAUUUAAACAUUUUGAGGACAUCUGAAAAAAUAUAUAUAUUUCAGAGUUAUGAUACAAGUGGCCACCUUCUUUUGCCUAGAGAGAGUUUUCCACAGGAUUUAGAGCAUUGUUUUUAGACAAUGUGAGAUUGCUACUCUUGCAUUAAUUCUGGAAUGAAGCUUUUUUUCUGAACUGUCCUAAUUUUUAAAAAGCUUUUGAGGUACAAGGUUUUAUUAGCCCACGGACGAUAAGCCAAAGUAAUAUUGACCAUUAUAGUGCAAAACGUGUUUUGUGUACUUGUUGUAACUCAAAUUUUACCCAAGUCAAGCAGAUUUCUCUGGUCAUCACAAUUUCAUCACUUCUCACUCAUUUUCAAGAAAGAAUACUCUACCUCACCUACUCAUCAUUUUUCAACUCUUCAAUCCUCCCAAUCAUUUUUUUAACACUGACCAUUACCAAUGACCCUUGGAGUCUUCCCAUAUUACUUUUCACUUUGUUUCAAAUAUUUUCCAUACUGGCAUCCAUCCUGUAUACUGAAUUAAAAAUUUCAAGUCCUUGAAUUUCUUUUAAAGACCCAGACCGGAGCUUAAAUCGUAGUGACAGUGAUUUUCCGUUUUACCGGUAAAUAAAACAUAAAUACUGUUUGGUUCUUAUACUUUUCAUGUAAAAAUUUAUGGAAUUCACCUUUGCAAAGAUGGAAUUCAGGUUUUUGCUGUGUACAUUUUCAGUGACAAAAUUGAAUUUCCAUUUUUAGGUCAAGUUGAAACGGAAUUACAGAUUUUCAGAAACGGAAAAGACCAUUUUUUGAAGCAAAAAAUCACUGUCUCUAAAAUUGCAAUUUAAAAAUGGGAAAUAUGUAGCUACAUAAAUUUAGUAUAACAGUGCAAGUUUCAUGCAUAUUCACUGCUUGACAGCUGAGUAUUUUGCUUAAGAAAAUAUAAAAUUGGCGGUUUUUGCAGGGAAUUGGGACAAAAGGCUUUCCAUUGCCUUUCUCCGUCCUCAAGACUGUGACGUCAUAUUGUGUCAGAGGCGUUAUGAUUCCAUAGCCUUGUAGUACUUUUACACUGAAAAAGGGGGUUAUUUUUUGAUUUUCGGAUUCUGAAUUCCAUUUUUUCUUUUCAAUUUGCAGAAAAAAAUGACAAUAACAAUUUUUCAGUGCUCAAAUGGAUGGAAACGAACAAUUCGUCACUAGAUUUGUUUUGUGAUUUCUUUUCUUAGCUCUUAUUGGCCCUAAAUUGCUACAUGUAUGUCAGGAAAUCUUGUUACACAUAAUCCGAAUACAGAUAUAAUUCGAAAGCUGUGCCAAAUUAGCAGGAAAUAAAAUAUGGUGAAAACUAGUAAAAAACCAUAGAUUUCAUCAAUUCAAGCUUACAGAAAGACAUUGAUAUCUUUGUAAUAGAAGUGAAGAAAAUAAAAUGCGUAAUCUGAAAGGGGAAAAAAUCACCCACUUUUUCUGUGUACAACUCACUCUAUAAAAUUACACUGCUUCUAACACAAUAUGACGUCGUGGUCUUGAGGCCGGCGAGAGCUGAGAGCAUUGUACAAGAAAGUCUAUUUUGGAAGCCCUAUAAUUGGAGCUAUUCUUAAGCAAAGAACUCAGCCAUUAAGCGGUGAAAAUGCAUAAAGCUUACAUUUCUGUAUUAAGUAAUUUAUUAGCUUUCGAUUGUUAUAUGAUUGAUUAAUAUCAUUUUGGGUCCGGUCUGGGUCUUUAAAGAGUCACCUUGAGAGAGAAAAUAAUUUGUUUCAGAUGUCCCAUUCCUUGGAAAAAGUCCUCCUUUUUCUAAAAUAUCAAUUCUGUGUCCGUUGUUAUAAAUUAUAAUAUCAAAUUCUGUUUCCUUCGGCAAUAUACAAAAGGUUAAAGCAUAGUUCGUAAAAGUCAAUAUCAAAUGCUAAGACCAUCUUUCCCAUUAUUCAAUUUUUCUUACCUCUGAAAUUUUUCUGUUUUUGUAUUGCAGAAAAUUGGGAACUUUACCAUGUGUAAUGCAAGAGGUGAAUUCCUAAAUUCUGAAAUGUAUUUAUUAGUGUUGUACAGAUGUAACUAUUAAUAUUAUAUUUUGUGUAUGUAUGUGACUUAAUGCAAAUUUAUAAUGAAUUUUUAUAAACUACAAUAAAGACAAAGUGAAAUGCA
Lytechinus pictus (painted urchin) is the source of this 4140-nucleotide messenger RNA. RefSeq names its product protein downstream neighbor of son homolog. The transcript is spliced from 11 exons. Bases 124 to 1944 code for a protein of 606 amino acids. NCBI's taxonomy places the organism in Eukaryota, Metazoa, Echinodermata, Echinoidea, Temnopleuroida, Toxopneustidae. Gene Ontology annotation, biological process: nuclear DNA replication. The record is from RefSeq and is a predicted model, not a curated record. Gene Ontology annotation, cellular component: nucleus.